GAAGAACAACAACAAAGAAAAUGGCGCCUGGCGGAAGUGGAUUCUCUCCUCCCGGAAGUAGUUCCCGUCGAUGCCGGAAAAGAAGGCCCUGACGAACGGCGAGGGUCCAAGAUGGCGGAGGUGGAGGAAGUCACUGAGGGCUGCCGCCUGCCCGUGCUGCGCCGGAACCAGGACAACGAGGACGAGUGGCCGCUGGCCGAAAUCCUCAGCGUCAAGGACAUCAGUGGCCGGAAGCUUUUCUACGUUCACUAUAUUGACUUUAACAAGCGCCUGGACGAAUGGGUGACCCACGACCGGCUGGACCUGAAGAAGAUCCAGUUCCCCAAGAAGGAGGCCAAGACACCCACCAAGAACGGGUUGCCCGGCUCGCGGCCCAGCUCUCCGGAACGGGACGUGAGGAAGACCUUGGAUCUGUCUCUGCAGCCCGCCGCAGCUCCAUCCAGUGGUAAAACCCUGCCCAUCCCGGUGCAGAUAACCCUCCGCUUUAACCUGCCUAAAGAGAGAGAGGCCAUCCCCGGCUCGCCCGACCAACCCCUCUCCUCCAGCUCCUGCGUCCAGCCAAACCAUCGCUCCACGAAGCGGAAGGUGGAGGUAGUGUCUCCUGCGACCCCCAUCCCUGCACCAACAGAGACGACCCAGGCAUCUGUGUUCCCCCAGAAUGGCUCUGCGCGGCGUGCGGUGGCCACCCAGCCGGGCCGGAAGCGCAAGUCCAACUGCUUGGGCACCGACGAGAAUAUCCCUCCUGGUUCUUGCGAGCAGGACUCCCAGGACAGCUUGGACGGCAUCCCCUCGGCCCCCCGCAUGACCGGCAGCCUGGUCUCAGACCGCAGCCACGACGACAUCAUCACCCGCAUGAAGAACAUCGAGUGCAUCGAGCUCGGGCGGCAUCGCCUGAAGCCGUGGUACUUCUCCCCCUACCCGCAGGAGCUCACCACCCUCCCCAUCCUCUACCUCUGCGAGUUUUGCCUUAAGUACGUCAAGAGCCUCAAAUGUCUCCAGAGGCACCUGACCAAGUGCGACUUGAGGCAUCCGCCCGGGAACGAAAUCUACCGCAAGGGGACCAUCUCUUUCUUUGAAAUCGAUGGGCGCAAGAACAAAAGUUACUCACAGAACCUCUGCCUCCUGGCCAAAUGCUUCCUAGACCACAAGACCCUCUACUAUGACACGGAUCCGUUCCUCUUCUACGUCAUGACCGAGUACGACAGCAAAGGCUUCCACAUCGUCGGCUACUUCUCAAAGGAGAAGGAAUCCACGGAGGACUACAAUGUCGCCUGCAUCCUGACCUUGCCUCCUUACCAGAGGCGGGGAUACGGAAAGUUGCUGAUAGAAUUCAGUUAUGAGCUUUCCAAGGUGGAAGGGAAGACGGGCACGCCGGAGAAACCCCUCUCGGAUUUGGGGCUCCUCUCCUACCGCAGCUACUGGUCCCAAACCAUCCUUGAGAUCCUCAUGAACCUUAAGUCGGAGACCGGGGAGCGCCCACAGAUCACGAUCAACGAGAUCAGCGAAAUCACAAGCAUUAAGAAGGAGGACGUCAUCUCCACCCUUCAGUACCUCAACCUUAUCAACUACUACAAGGGCCAGUACAUCUUGACACUCUCAGAGGACAUUGUGGAUGGACACGAGCGUGCAAUGCUCAAGCGAAUCCUGCGCAUCGACUCCAAAUGCCUGCAUUUCACUCCCAAAGACUGGAGCAAAAGAGGGAAAUGGUGAUGGCAAAACUGGGGAAAGAGGGGGGGGGGGGUUGUUUUGAAGCUCUUCCCCUCCAUAUUCUGGACAAGGAUCAGGGAAGAGGGCCUUUGUGGUCUUGGAAAGACUUGUUAUUUUCCUCUAUGAAGAAGGGACUGUUGCCUGGCCGGACCUCUCUCCCCGGACGCUGGGUUUGUAUAUAUAUCCGAAAUGGCCCUUUUGCAGGAACGCUGCAAUCGGUUGUGUACAGAAGCUGAAAAAGCACAGACCAGCUCCCCUUUGCCACCUUUUCCCCCAACUUUUGUUAAUAUUUAUAAUGUCUAAAAAAAGAAACACAGCAAAAAUCUAGAGCUUUGGGGCCUGGAACUUCCACGCAAUCAAGUAUUCAUAGAGAUCCCCAUUUUGAAUCACCUACUCGCAAAAAAAAAGGAGGAAAUUCUGCGACUUCGCCAAAGGAAGGAUCCUUAUGAAGCACAGCUUGGAGCUGGCCCUUGACACCCUCCGCCCCGGAUAUCUGGGAAUAGAAUAAAUUAACGACGUCUUUUUUCUAUA
Molecule: messenger RNA, 2238 nt
Organism: Anolis sagrei ordinatus
Lineage: Eukaryota; Metazoa; Chordata; Lepidosauria; Squamata; Anolidae
Gene: KAT5
Product: lysine acetyltransferase 5
Biological process (GO): positive regulation of transcription by RNA polymerase II; negative regulation of DNA-templated transcription
Cellular component (GO): MSL complex; chromatin
Molecular function (GO): transcription coregulator activity; histone H4K16 acetyltransferase activity
Source: RefSeq, a predicted model, not a curated record